Molecule: messenger RNA, 1662 nt
Organism: Alligator sinensis (Chinese alligator)
Lineage: Eukaryota; Metazoa; Chordata; Crocodylia; Alligatoridae
Gene: REG4
Product: regenerating family member 4
Exons: 7
Coding region: 454-927 (157 amino acids)
Source: RefSeq, a predicted model, not a curated record
GAAGGAGAAUACAAAAACAGAAACUUGAGAUUAAUAAAGGGCCCUUCUUGUCCACCCCGUCCCUCCUUUUGUCCCUCCCAUCCCUCCCUUUGUCCCAUCCCUCCUUGCUUUGCUCCUUGAGAGGGGUCCCCAUCCCCACCCCUGUCCCCCGGGAGUCCCUGAAGUCACCAUGGACUGAGGGCAUACCAGCAGCCCAUCUCAUUCACCCUGCUGGAGUGGGGCUGUGGGCCUCGGCAUCCCACCUCCAGACCGCUGACACCUAAGAAAGAGCCUCGACGUGGAGCCUGCGUCUUGACCAGAUGUACUUUGACUCUGAUGACAGCACUAGGAUUGAUUGGCUCCAGUUGCAUGACAUAGAUAUAUAGGAGCACUCGUACUCCUUGCUCACCUUGGGGAUCUUGAAGAAGUUGCUACUGCUGAUCAUCAUAAAACAGGAAGCACUUGGGAAGAAGGAUGUUGCUGUUCGAAACAGUCGCGCUUCUGCUGCUGCUGAGCUGCCCAGGCCUUGGGAAACCCACUGAGCUGAUCAGCUGCCUUCCUGGAUGGUCCUACUCCAAAACCAGCUGCUUCAGGUACUUCCGGAGUCAGCGGAGCUGGGCGGAAGCUGAGGCCCAUUGUCAGUCAUUAAAGAAGGAUGCUCAUUUGGCCACUCUCCAUGAGGCCAAGGACCUGCAUUACAUUGCCCUGGUUGUUUCAUACUAUCAGCAAACCCAACCUGUGUGGAUUGGCCUGAAUUACCCUCAGAAGAACCAAGGCUGGAAGUGGCUUGAUGGAAGCACAUAUAAGUCCACUUCAUGGCUUUCUGCCAGUGGGAGCCAUAGUGGAUCAUGUGCCGAGCUCUCCCAGGAUUAUGGGUUUAAGAAGUGGUCUGGUGCUGACUGCCAUGAAGCUCAUCACUUCGUGUGCAAGUACACAGUCCUACACUGAGCAACAGGUCCCACAGCCACCAGUCCCUGCUCCUUGUGCUAUCCUGACACCUUCAUCACAUGGCAAAGCUUGAUUUAGUUCCUGCCAAGGAGAAACACACAACUUGUCCAUAAGCCAUGACUAUUCUCUGCAGUGAUCUCUGCUGUUCUGUCUCAGCAGGGCUGGCUUUUUUCUGCUAAAUGUCUCUCUUACUGAAUGAAUUUUGUGCUAUUAGAAGGCUUCAAACCAAUGGCAGUAGAAUGUGAAAUCUCAUAGUUGCAGGCUGGAGGCCAUCUCCCCCUUCCCAGUUCAGAGGCUUAUGUGGGUUCACUUGGAGAUAUCUAUUGCUGGGUUCAGUAUCUCUAGCAUAAUCCUCCCCCAUGUUACCUGCCCUACAGAGAGAGAACCCUAUUUCUACCCCGUGACCUAUUGACUCAGGCCCUCCUGUUGGUAUCAUUGGCACAGUUAGUGCCAGAUACCAGUCCAGAGUCUCUUCAUGUAGACUCCCAUCUACUAAAGACUGGGCUGAGAACCAGCAGCUCACAUUACACAGGCUGAGCCCACCCCAGUCUUCCCCAGCCAUCACAAGGGAAAGAUUAUUGGUCCUUAAUUGGCCGAAAUCAGAUGCGACUCUGCAAGGCAAAGCAAUGAUCCUCUUAUCCUGGGAAUGUCUGCUCCCUCCUUCACUCCUGAAAGCUGCUGGCAGUGCGUGCUAACCUGUAUCUCUGAAUAAACGGCAAUGGUACAGCUCUGUGC